Molecule: messenger RNA, 2067 nt
Organism: Seminavis robusta
Lineage: Eukaryota; Bacillariophyta; Bacillariophyceae; Naviculales; Naviculaceae
Source: the annotation of a GenBank genome assembly
AUGAAGAAGUUGUCUGAGUCCGAUCUGGUGACGGAAGAUGGCGGUGCCCAAUCCAAUCCAGAAGAAGUGGCUCCCUCGGACGAUGAAGAAAUCAACUUGCUGGACGUUGUGGCUGCCAGGAUUGAAGCUCACAGAACUGAGGAAGAGAUUUCGUCCUUGAUAGUGAAUAAUCAGAGGAAGUUGGCCACAUCCAAUCUGGUGUCGGAGGAAGGCAAUGCCCAAUCCAAUCCAGAAGAAGUGACUCCCUCGGACGAGACAGAAAUCAACUUGCUGGAUGUUGUGGCUGCGAGAAUUGAAGCUCACAGAACCGAGGAAGAGAUUUCAUCCUUCUUGAUGAAUAAUCAAAAGACCACAUCCAUUACGAAUGCUGACGACACGACAAACACGAUGACACAAGAUGGAAAAGACCAGCAGCAAAAGGAAAUGCAUUCUGCACAGCAAGGCUCUCAUGGAACUUGUAGUGACAUGCACGUGGCUGACAUGCUAAAGAUUGAUCAAACACUGCAACAAGGAUAUCAUGGAACUGAUAAUGACAUGCAACCAGAGUGCCAUGCCAAUCUUAACCCAAGCAGCCAAGCAUCACAAAGUGAGGCCAGAGAGAACAACCAAGGAGCCCCCCCUCAGCGAACCAUUCAAGAAACACAAGACCUUGCGGCACCAGGAGCCUACGCCGUUGCACCAACACAGUCUGACCACAAUGAUGCCGAGAUAAUUACGGAAGAAACCAGGCAGGACAUUGACCCACCGCCACCGGAGCAGGACAACUCAGGUUUGGCAGUUGCAAGAGAGGUGCAGGACGAUCCAGAAGAUCCAAGAAGCCUGUCACAAGCAGAAGAAUAUAAUGAGAAUAGAGAGUCACAGAAAAGGACCGCACAUACCAAAGAUUCAAAUAAGCGGAUUGCAUUGUUUCUUGGCUACGUCAUCUGUCUGGUUGUUCUCGUUGUGUUACUUGUGGUCCUGUUGGGGAAAACAGGUGAUGGAAAUGAAGAUUCCCUGUCCAUGGAACAUGUUCAACCAAACAAAGAAGAUGCCCCUAUGGACUCUAGCAUGGCCCCCAGUGCAUCUGCUGUCUUUGAACAGCUCCUGAGCUACUUCCCAAACUACACUAUCCAGGCAUUGGAGGUCCAAGAGUCUCCACAAUCCAAAGCAUUGGAUUGGCUGUUGGAUGAUCCAGAUUUAAUGGAGUAUGUUGAUCUGGAAUGGAGGGUGAAGCAGCGGUUUGCCCUGGUGGCACUGUUUCACUCUACUGAUGGCUUCAACUGGACAAACUCUGAUAACUGGCUGAGUUAUAGCCACCACGAGUGUUUCUGGUAUGCAAGUGGAUCCAUUCCCUUUCCGAUCCCUGGGUCAGGUGACAACUAUUUCAGAGGGGAGUAUCAGAAUCCAUGCCAUCUACAAAUCAUUGAUACAAGUGCAAAUGGCACUAUGGAUGCAAUGAACUCGAUGGAGGACCCAACUCAAGGUUCCUACAAACAGCUAUGGUUUCACAUGAACGGCUUGGCAGGCCAGCUGCCAGAAGAAAUCUACUGGCUGACAAAUUUGGAGACAAUGAGUCUCUUCUUCAAUGUGCUUGAUGGGCCCAUAUCAUCACAGAUUGGCCAGUUGCAGGAUUUGGAAGCAGCAAUCUUCAGCUUCACAGAUAUCUCGGGGACUCUCCGCACUGAGAUUGGGAUGUUGAGUGACACUCUUGCCUUCUUUCUCAGUGAGAAAACUCAGCUGUCUGGGACGCUCCCUACUGAGAUUGGCAUGCUUUCCAAAGUGAACACAUUGUUGUUGGAAGCAAAUGAUUUCUCAGGCACCAUUCCAAUAGAACUGUUCCAACUCACCAAUCUUCAGAUGAUUUACUUGGGUAGCAGCAGCCUGACUGGGACUUUGGCAUCCGACAUUGGCUUGCUUCGAGACCUUGACUGGGCUGUGUUUUGGCAUAGCCUCUUGGCAGGUAGAUUGCUUUUGGAUGGAUCACAAUCCUUUCUCUUGAACCAAUUCCAUGUUUUCCAACUCGCCAAACUUGUGCUCUUUCACAGGUACACUGCCGACCGAACUCGGUCUUCUCAAUUUGACCUCUGA